Diprion similis is the source of this 1926-nucleotide messenger RNA. RefSeq lists its product as uncharacterized. Lineage: Eukaryota; Metazoa; Arthropoda; Insecta; Hymenoptera; Diprionidae. The transcript is spliced from 13 exons. The record is from RefSeq and is a predicted model, not a curated record.
AUCGGAGUGGCUUCCCGGCAAUAUUCAACCUCAACGAACGACUCAUAUUCCGCAUUGACACACACGUGAUACGUACAAUGCAGUCUUGAUAGUCUGGUUGAAAUGUUCGGCCUCAAAACUGUUGUACUUGCCCUUUGCAUUUGGCACGUUUCUGCUGUGUUAAUGAAAGAUCAAUGUCAGCGGGAAUACGAGUUUCCUGCGGAAUGGAAAUCCACAGAAAAUGGUACGCUAGGACCUGGCAAAAUGGAUGUAGUUUAUGACAGAAACGCAGACGAGAUUCGAGCAAGGUUCGUAAAUGCAACGGAAGAUGUUUGGAUAACUGCACUUAUCAAACCGACUGACAACGCCAACUGUCCUGAGACCCUGGAAGAUGCUGAGGAUCUUUUUUUAUAUAAUCCAUAUAUAAAGAGCGGCAACAGUACCGCAUACAAUGUUUCAAAGGGUCACACAAGGGUAAUCAAAAUCUCAAAACCAAUCACUGGUUGUUAUUAUUUCAAUAUAACGGACGAAAACGGCACCAAUUGGUUACACGGCGGCCAAUUUUAUAAUACGUCCAAUCGUCACAUCAAUCCACACCCGAAAUGUAAACUGGAAUACUAUCCCCCUGGCGACACGACUAAGGAAAGUGUAAACAUUCGUCUGACACUAGCGAUGUCGUGCACGCUAGUAGUAUGCGUGGAAAGCCAUAAUGGAAGCAGAACUGGAGAGGAAUGCGCUAUGGGUCCGAUUCAAAGGUUUGAAAUAGACCGGUCGGACUACUGCAAAGAUACAAUUUGGGGCAAUAAAUGGAAGACCUGUACGCUUCGUGACCGCCCCUCGAAAUUUAAAGUGAAACAAAGUGUACGUCUAGAUAAUUCAGAAUGGAUAGUGGAUAUUACACGGGAAGACGAAAACGAGUAUGGUUCUAAUCAUAGUUAUUACCUGUCGAUUUACACGAUCCCUGGCACCUGCCCAUUACAAAAUAGACGCGACUACUGUCGUUGGAAACCUUUUCUCUAUCAGAACGACUUCCGCUUCAUCCCUCCACCGGCGGACAAUCACCAGCUCAAAGACGAUAGUCCAUAUUCCCUCGAACAUGUUACGACUAUUCUUUCUUACAUCGUAUUGGGUGCGAUUAUAGUAGGAAUACUACUUUAUUGGAUUAGAGAGUACAACUAUUUGAUAGUUGUAGAUAAGCUCAAUAACGAGAAACAGAACGGAAAGUCGCAAAGAGCUGUGGAGCAGGGUGAUAACGGAAAAGCCAAGGAGAUUUUGUUGGUCUAUACCAAGGGUUCGCUGCCGUUCAUGGAUAAAAUGAAGAAUUUUCGAAAUUGUUUGAAGCUCGGCUGUCGCUGCAGGGUUUACGACCUGCAGUCGCAAGAAGACGAGGAUGACGUUGCAACAUACGGAGCUACGGAAUGGAUUGGCAAGUUGUUACUGAACGGUAGCAAAGUAGUUUUCGUCGAUACCCCGGAGUUCCGUUCUGUCGUCAAGAGAAAUGAAUCAGACACGGCGGAAGAAUGGGAACCAGUUGUUGACUCGCGUGAUCUUGCGUUGCGAUAUGCCGUUGAAUCGGCUAAGAACAUUCAAGAUCCCUCGACUCAGUAUCACCAGCACUUUGUUGUUCGAUGGGAGGGAUUCAAAGCUACCGACGACAGGGAUGACCCUUUAUCGUUGAUCACACCUCACAUUCGUUUCAAUCUUCCGGAGAAUUUCGAUACUUUGUGCGAGCAUAUCUGCAACUCGAUGGGUACAAAAUUCAACCACCAUAUAGUAAACAUCCCAAGCGCCGCUGAAGCGUAGUACAAGCCGAUCGGUCUCUCAGUGUGGUGGGGACGUUUUGAAGACUACGAAGCAAACGUACAAAAGUCAAUCAGUAGUGUGUGUACAGUUUCCGGGGUAAUUAAGGAAGUUGUCACGAUCGGAGUGCAGACGCGAGAAUAUUAG